Messenger RNA from Xiphophorus hellerii (green swordtail), 8546 nucleotides. RefSeq names its product protein phosphatase 2, regulatory subunit B', beta (gene ppp2r5b). The transcript is spliced from 13 exons. Gene Ontology annotation, biological process: protein dephosphorylation; signal transduction. Gene Ontology annotation, molecular function: protein phosphatase activator activity. Lineage: Eukaryota; Metazoa; Chordata; Actinopteri; Cyprinodontiformes; Poeciliidae. The coding region runs from base 975 to 2543 and encodes 522 amino acids. The record is from RefSeq and is a predicted model, not a curated record. Gene Ontology annotation, cellular component: cytosol; nucleus; protein phosphatase type 2A complex.
GAUUUAAUUUGAAAAAUAAGACUGGAUCAUUUCCGGUCGUCUCGUGCGCUUUGACGCAAAUCUGGCGCUGUAAUAACCGGAUAACGGGAACCGAGAAGGAGGACGGCAGCAAAACGGAUCAGUCGGACGGUCGUGUGUGUUUCUCCUGUUGUGUAACGCAGGCCUCGAGUUUCCCCUCCAGGCGGAGCGGCUCCUUCUCUCCUCUUUGUCUGCUUUCUGCUCCUCGGAGGUGGGACCGGAGCGCGGCUCGGCGGCGGAGGACCUGCACAUGUCGGCUCCGUUUGUUUCUCCGCCCUGAUAUCGGCUGGAGGACGGCAGCGGGAGGAGGAGCAGGUGGAGAACAAUCACCGAGCCGCAGGGAGUCAAAUAGAAAUAUAUAAAUGUGUUAAUAGGAGAAGCGGCUGAGACAAUCAGGAGAGGAUGCGAUAAAACGAGAGAGAAGGACAACAGUGAUGCGGCAGCCGAGGUGGGCCCAGAUUGAUGAUUUUAUGAUAUCAUCAUCCACCGCCAGGACCGGAUCCGAUUAAUAAGGAGGAUAAACCGCAAACUGAUCUGGAAUCUGUGUUUGUUUCUCUCUCUGGGAUAACCAGGAGGCGCUCUGCGGGUUUUCUACAUCAGGCUGUUAUUAUCCUGAAUGAACAUCCACGUUUAGGCCGAUGACCGAGUCUGGAGCCUGUGUGACGCCAGUACAGCAGCAGAGGUGUGUGUCUGAGCAUCACUGGGAAGGAGCCGCCAGCCCAUUUCCGUCUGUGCGUAAAACAAACCAGGAGAUUCAGGCGAUGCGGCCAUCAGUCCGGCUCUCAUAGAGGCGCAAAUCAGGACUGGACCUCCAGAGAUAUUCCUCCCCCCUCCUGCGCAUUUCCAUCCUAAUCAACUGAUUAUCCAUCUGUGAUUCAUAAAGCCACCCACUCCAUCCAUCCAUCCAUCCAUCCACCCAUCCAUCCUCCGUUACGCGCUCCACAUCUGCAGCCGUCAUGGAGACCACCAAGCUGCCCCCGUCCAGCCCCUCCUCGCCGACCACCAGCUUCUCGGUGCCGUCCGCGGAGAAGGUGGACGGCUUUCCGCGCAGGUCGAUGCGCAGAGCGCGGCAGAGGAGGUCCCACAGCUCGUCCCAGUUCCGCUACCAGAGCUCCCAGGUGGAGCUCACCCCGCUGCCCCUGCUCAAAGACGCCCCGGUGGCAGAGCUACACGACCUGUUCUGCAAGAAGCUGCAGCAGUGCUGCGUGCUGUUCGACUUCCUGGACUGCGUGGCCGACCUGAAGGGAAAGGAGAUCAAACGUGCGGCGCUUAACGAGCUGGUGGAGAGCGUGGCCACUAGUAGAGGAGUCCUCAUCGAGCCUCUCUACCCAGAGGCCAUAAAGAUGAUCUCGGUAAACAUCUUCCGCACGCUUCCUCCCAGCGAGAAUCCAGAGUUUGACCCUGAGGAAGAUGAGCCGACUCUCGAAGCCUCAUGGCCACAUCUGCAGCUGGUGUACGAGUUUUUCCUGAGAUUCCUGGAGAGUCCGGACUUCCAGCCAUCCAUGGCUAAACGCUACAUCGACCAGAAGUUUGUCCUGCAGCUCCUGGAGCUGUUCGACAGCGAGGACCCCAGGGAGAGAGAGUACCUGAAGACCAUCCUGCACCGCGUCUAUGGAAAAUUACUGGGCCUCCGAGCGUACAUCCGCAAACAGAUCAACAACAUCUUCCUCAGGUUCAUUUAUGAAACUGAGCACUUCAACGGAGUAGCGGAGCUGCUGGAAAUCCUGGGCAGCAUCAUUAAUGGCUUCGCGCUGCCGCUGAAAGCUGAACACAAGCAGUUCCUGGUGCGGGUCCUCAUCCCGCUGCAUACAGCAAAAUCCCUCUCCAUCUUCCAUGCACAGCUAGCGUACUGUGUGGUGCAGUUCAUGGAGAAAGACGCUACAGUGACCGAAUACAUCAUCAGGGGGUUGCUCAAGUACUGGCCCAAAACCUGCACUCAGAAAGAGGUGAUGUUCCUGGGGGAGAUUGAGGAGAUACUGGACGUGAUAGAGCCGUCGCAGUUCAUCCGGAUCCAGGAGCCUCUCUUUAGGCAGAUAGCAGCCUGUAUCUCCAGCCCUCACUUUCAGGUAGCGGAGCGCGCUCUUUACUUCUGGAACAACGAGUACAUCCUCAGCCUGAUAGAGGAGAACUGUCAAGUCAUCCUGCCGCUGGUGUUCGCCACGCUCUACAGAGUCUCCAAGGAGCACUGGAACCAAACCAUCGUGUCUCUGAUCUACAACGUGCUGAAGACCUUCAUGGAGAUGAACAGCAAACUGUUUGAUGACCUCACUGCCUCCUACAAAGUGGAGAAACAGAAGGAGAUGAAGCGGGAGCGGGAGCGUGCCGACCUCUGGCGAGGCCUGGAGGAGUACCAGGAGCGGCGCAUGCAGAUGCUAACGGAGGCCGCCAGGAACCAGCGCAACCUCCAGGAGCGGGGCGAGAGAGGAGACCCGCUGAGCCCCUCGUCUCCGCAGAUGGCCCAGUCCGACCCGCCCGAGCCCAAACCCAGCGGCGCCUCCACCGGAGCCGGGGAGAGCGCCACCUAGGCGCCGCUGCACACAGGAGGGGGAAUACUGGGGAAAGGGUGGUGGGACUUGAGGUUGGUGGUGAAAGUGUUGGGAGACAGAAAAGGUAUAAAAUCCGUUGUUUUUAUUUAUCUUGUAUCAUGGAGGUGGCAGCUUCUUGUACAAAGGUGCGAUCUCUGUGAUGCAAAAGCUGUACCUUCUUUCCGACAGCGUUGUGUGAAACUGGUUCACUUUUAGCUGUACAUGUUGCAGAUCAUAACUCCAAACAGGUGCAGACUGUCGCGUUAUUUAAUAUCCUGUUUAGUAAACUGCAAAACUAGAGACAAAAAGAAAGCGUCUCUUUUGGUGUCCAACUCGUCUCGACAUUCGACCAACAGAGUCCGUAUUGUGGCCUCAUCUUUAUCUGUUUGGCCGAAAGAUGCUAACUCCUCGUGUGCAUAGCACAAACACAGGCGAAGCAAUUUCACACAAAUGUCCCAAAGCGAUCGCUGCACACAAGCAACCCACAAGCAUGUAGGUAUUUGCUGUAAAUAUCAGAGGAAGGAGCUGUGGAGACGAAUCUCACACAAACAAAACACCUGCACACACACAGAUUUACUCAGACACAAACAGCCAGGUGUGGCGCUGACUCCUCCCACUCUUCUGGGCGCCACCGACGGAGCACCUUAAUGACGAAGGUGAUGACUCUGGUAUCAAGUACAAUAUUGUUCCUUCUUCUUACUUGUUACUCUACUACUACUACUUUACUCUAACUACUACUGAUGAUGAUGUUUUUAUAUAUAUAUAAAUAUAUAUAGAUAUACAUACGUCUGGAUAUUUCUGUAGUGUAUUAUGGGAGAAACACUAGUGUAGCAGAAACCAUAAAAAGGGGAAGGCCGACUGGAAAUCUUAAUUUUUACGCAGUGUGAGGCCGUAAUGUGAGUGCUGAAAUUCAGCAGAAUACCCCUUUAACAGACCUUAACGAGGGGGAAUGAACUGGACGGGCAGCAGCUGUUUUUCUUUUACUUUGAAAUGUUUGACAUUGGUGACGUGCUGCAACCAUCAUAGACCACAUUUGGAUUUUACUACAAACACAUAUGUAUGGGAAAAACUAAGCACAUUCUUUCUCUUUUUCUAUAAUUGAAGAGAAAAAAGUAACAGCAAAAUAAUGUGAAUAAAAUACACUUACAGAAUUAAUCAGUAGGAAGUGUGGCCAUUUCUAUAAAGCAGGAGUUUUAUCAGGUUUUUAGGUCUGGAGCAAGAUGGUGGGUGUUAAUUAACACAACGCCAAAUCGGAAAGAGAUCAGCAGUGACCUUAGAGAAGCAAACGUGUUGCACUGCCUUCCCUACGGAAGCACUUAACUGCCAGAUCUUGGUAAGAAAAUUAGGAGCGAUAUCUAGUCAAAACGAGAAGUUUUAUUUCUUGUUAUAAGGAGAUGCAAAAUGUGUUAAUACGAGACAAUUUCUUGUUAAAACAAGAAAGCUUAGUCAUCAUAACAAGAUGCAAAGCUUGUUAAAACAAGAAAUGUUUGUUGAUAAGACGCAAAAAUGUUACACUGAGAAAGUUACUCGCUAUAUAAUAAGAUGAGUUUUAUAUCUCGGUAAAAGGAAAUGUAAAACUUGUUAAAAGAAGAAAGUUUCUCAUGUAAAAAUGCUUUUCUGACAGAUUACGUCUCGUUAAAAAGGCGUAAAGUGGCUCACUACAACUCUCCUUACCCCUUUUCCACUGGAUGACUUCUAAAAAUCUCAGGAUAUGUUGCUAUUUACUGUCACAACCCUUCUUACUUAAAUGAGAAGAUAUUUUGGUUUUAACAAGAUCUGAAUCUUGUUAUAACAAAAACGUUUUCUUGAUUUAACAAGAUGCUGCUCCUGAAUUUAUUUCCAAGUUCUGGCAGUUAAAAAAUUCCGUACUCCUCAACAAAACAAAAGUUAAACAAAAUGUGUAUGGAAAGAAUGACGAGCGCAUAAUUUAGGCUUCGAUGGCGUUUUAUCGGUUUGCUCAUCUACGUGUGCACGUGUUUAACAUCAUGCCAAGUCCGUAAGACAUCAGAAAUGCCAAAGACACUUGAAUGAAUUCUAAGUGUCAUAAUUUAGUUUGUAGAUUAUAAUUCAGUGGAAUUGUAUUGGACUCAGGGUACUAUAAGAUAUUUACGCUGUCGAUGCAACCUCUGAAAAACCUAUCAAAUGUGAUUAAAUAGUUUUUAUCUUCUUAUUCCUUUUACGCCAUAUAUUAUUUUUUAUGAUUACAGUGAAAUACAAAAAGACAAAAAAAAGAGAUAAAAAUUCCCUCCCAGCUGGUAGUAUUUCUUUUAGCACAUGUGCAAAACAUACGAAUCACGCUACAUGCAUGUUAGCUAGGUGCCAUCUUCUUCACCCCAUCCUGGAUGAAAUGCAGCCGUCUCUCUACUGCCACCAGCUGGUAAAGUGGUGGAAAUGCAGCUACAGCCCAACUUGCUAAUAAAACAGUUUGCUGCUCUGCUCUAAUUAGGAUGAACCCCUGAUGGGAACAAUAGUUGAUUUAACGCAGUAGUUUGGUUAAGCAGGUGUAAAACAAAUGAAGCACACUACAGCGGUUUCAAACUAAAAGGAAAAAAAAGCGCUGCAGUCCGGUUGGAUUUCCGAACCCGGAGCGUCUGUAAGUCCGGCCGACCUGAAGCUGCUAGAAGGUGACCGUGGAGAUGAAAACUUUUUUCAUUGUGAAUCAACAGAAUCAUUGUUCAUUCUUGUCUGAUCAUUAAAAUAGAGUAGUGGGAUGAAGAGAGGGGAGAAAAACAGAAAAAAGUUAUUUUAGCAAUAUUUUCAUUCUUUCAGGAUAAUCUGUGUGUUUGUAGGGAGUCAGACAGGAUAAAAGAAACUCUUGUUUUAUCUCCUGCUGCGUCCGUGAUAUUCACAUUGUCUUAAGGUACAUUAUUUGUAAAUUUGACGAGAAAUGAUUUUGCUUUGUAAUUAUGUUGUUUAUUUUAUUGUCUUUUUGUAUGACUUUGUUCAUUUUGUGGGGGGAAAAAAUCAAUUCUGAUGCUAUUUAUUUUCUAUUUGAUCAGGAAAUGUAACCUUAUUUGGAGGUGAUGUUCAGGUUGUGGAUGCGUGUGUGUGUGUGUGUGUGAGUGAGUGUGUGUUUUCAGUGAGAGAAUCGGUGAGCAGAAGACGAGCUUAGAAAGAGUGACAGAGAUUGAGAGGAAGAAUCAGUUUUCUCUUUGUUUCGUUUUCUCUCUCCUCUCCUUUUUUAAGGGAUAUGGGGUUUGAUUCUCGAAUGUACCGCAUGAUGUAAGUGAUUGUUUCUUUUUUUAAAUGCUAAAAACGCAGAGCUGCCUGUCAGCUGCUUUGUGGCAAACCUUCAGAAACUCUUACAAACACACACCAGAUCAAGCCUGAAUCAACAAAGUUGUGAAAUUCAUUUUAUUUGCAACUUUAGGAGUAAAGUUUCCACUUCCAUUGGGUGAAGAAGGAUUUUAAAUAGUCUGUCUUAUUUUAUCAACAUCUCCCGAAAUUAAGCUCAGUUCAGCGUCUUUAAAUUAUUCCAGUUCAUUGCAAAUAUCAUCCUGGUCACUUAGCCUUUUAAACAUUUUGUAUCAUUGCAGCUCUGGUCGUUUCAUACCGUAUUUUGUAAAUCACAACAUGGCGGCAUCUACCACAGAACAUUUUGUUUCAAACUGUUUUUUCUAAAGUCUUUGACAUCCAACUAUUUACAAAAACUCUCCAUGUUCUGCUCUGAGUCGGCUGUAAGGUGUUUUUGUGACUUCAAUCGGCGGGUCAAUUGAGGAUCAGAACCAAAAUAUAUGGAAACAGGGUGUAACACAGUGCUUUUAGAUCACAUUAAACAAUUAAAUGGAAUUACAUUUGACAUUUAAACAUUUUUAUGACAGUUUAUGUCAAAAGGUCAUGAAAAUACAACAAUGAAACAUAAACUGAUGGUUUAACCUCCAGCUACCUGAAUUUAUUUCCGAGCAUAUACAUAUUUUUUGUCUGUUUUUGUGUCAAACUCAUCCUUAAUUAAGCUGAGAUUUAUCAUUAGAAUAUAGUGCCUAUAGAAUAAGUAUAAAUAUGGGUAAUUGCAUGCAAAUUUUCCAAAUUAGGCCUAAUUUGGCAGAACUCACCACUAGGUGGCAGCAAAGAUGAUUCCAAUCUGACAUUUAAAAUGUUUUGAGUUUUAAUCAACAGACACCUUUGAUAUACAUAUGCCAGCUGUGUGGUGGUUUGGGGUUUAUUCAAAAGAAUAUAGGAUAAGGUCAAAAGCUACAAAUUAGUUUUUUUACAGGGAGGAAGUGGGGGAAGGAUGGCAUAAACUGGUAAUACUUUGGGAGGAAAUGUUGAUACAAUUUGGUGAAUUGGGUGAUUUGAUUAGAUUAAUUUCAUCCUAAAGAGUUGAAAUAAAUCUGAUUACAUUCAAUCAAAUUCAGUCAGGUUACAUAUAUUAGUGGUUAGUUGCAAUUUAAAAUACAAAGAAAGUUGUUUUACUGUCCAGCGUAGUUAAGCACUUGCCUUGAACACAUAGGCAACAGAGAUCCUAAACCCAGAUUUAGAUGCAAUAAACUCAUAAUCCAAACAGCAAAUAGCCAAUUUAUUGAGUUGCAUAACUAACAGUUUUCUGGGUAGAGUUGUAGUAAGUUUUUUUAAACUCCAUAACCUCUCCAUCUAUUGAGUCAGAGAAUAAAAAAUUGUAAAGUAAUGCACGAAACACCUUUUUUAUGUGAAAACACACCAUAGCAUUUCUUGUUUCUCAGUGGAGUUUCAGGUUUUUUCAACUUCAGGUUUCACUAAGAAACUCCAGCUUUGUUGAUUUUACCUCACAGAAUGAUCCACUGGUAAGAUGUUGACAGCUGAUGCAACUCUACAGACCCCACUUCAAAAUAAAACUAGAAUUAUUAUCCCUUUAAGAUUCUGGUUGAGGUAAAACAUCAAGAAAAAACAAAAUAAUAUCCAAACAUAAGCAACAGACGUUUAAUUAUCUGAGUCAGAACAACGAUUACAUUAAAAAUGAAACAAAUGUUGACCUAAAUAUUAUCAUCUUGAUUCCUACAAAGUUUUUAAUAUUAGGCAGGAAAAUGUAUUUUUCAAAAAGUACAUUGGUGAGCUCAACACUUACAGUUAUAUCAUUACCUCAUAACAGAAUCUGGGAAACUUGCAUAGCAGUUAUUGUCAAAUGUCAAAUGUUAAUGAUGCUGUUGCUGUUAUAAUAAAACUGUUAAAAAAAAACUUUUUCUCUAACCUGGAAACAUUCAGAUGGAUUUCAAACUUUGCCUUGAUUCAGGAAAGCAACUAUUAAAAAACACAAUUGAUGUAAGCCAAGACAAAAGUCUCACCUUCCUGGCAUAAACUCUUUUUUUUUAAACAUUUUAAUUUAAAUUUUUUAUAUUGUUUUGACUUGAAAACUAAAAAAACAAACAAAAAAAAGAUUUGCUUGUUUCUGUCUCCAGGAAAACAAAACCCCAGCUCUCACUGCUCUCAGAUUUUGAGAAAUUCACCUUAAUCCAGCCCUAAUCCAAGACUAAAAGUGAGAGAGGAGAGGGGAGUGUUUUCAGAGCGCACCCAACAGGCAGACGUCUCAUGUUGAUUUCACUGACUGUCAUAUUUCUAUAUUUUGGCCAUGUUUAUUGAGCCAAAUUACAUUUAAAAAAUGCUUUAAAUCAGAGGGGUGACACUAUGGGACUGAAUGACAACAGGCAGUAAGGAUUAAGCAAAAGGAGGAGAGACGGAAAGAGUUUAUACAUGAAAGCACGGCAAUAAGUCAGAGCAACAGAACGAGAAUAUAAUGUUAAUAAAAACUACAACUGCGUUACGUAGCAAUUUCACAGAACGUCUAGAUUUGCACUGUCUGCCCAAUGAUCUGUGUUUGUUUUGUUGAUGAUAAAAACAAUAGAGAGGAUGAUAGAGAGGUUGGAAAAGAUGUAUAUUUUGGGGACCAACACAUCAGUGGGAGGGAGGGGGGUUUGAAUGUAGAGAAGCUUACUACUGUACGUAAUAACAUAACAACUGGGGGAUGUAGACUGGAGAAAAAAAACAUCUAUGUGCUAAAAAAACAAAAUGAAAUUUCACUUUGAGAAAACA